Anneissia japonica is the source of this 870-nucleotide messenger RNA. RefSeq lists its product as uncharacterized. The transcript has a single exon. Gene Ontology annotation, molecular function: nucleic acid binding; zinc ion binding. Bases 1 to 870 code for a protein of 289 amino acids. The record is from RefSeq and is a predicted model, not a curated record. Lineage: Eukaryota; Metazoa; Echinodermata; Crinoidea; Comatulida; Comatulidae.
AUGGGACAAAUUGAAAUGGGUAGUUUUUCUGGUCGUUCAAAUAGCAGUAUUGAUUCAGAGAUCACUCAUAACAUUAAAUGGGUUCCAAAAUCUAAUGAAGAGGAGGUUGAAUCUUACUUCAUGGCGUUCGAGAAAGUGGCGAAUAGGCUUAAAUGGCCUGCCAAGAAUUGGACUGUGUUAUUACAGACAGGUUUAAUUGGGAAAGCCCAGGAAGUUUUUUCCUCAUUGUCGGAUGAUCUGUGUGAGAGCUAUGAAACUGUUAAAAGGGCUAUUUUGGAGGCCUAUGAAUUAGUGCCGGUGGCUUAUAGACAAAAAUUUCGCAAUCUGAAGUAUGUAGAUAAAUCGUUCAUGGAAUUUGCUAGAAAGAAGCAAGUUUUGUUUGAUAGAUGGUGUACUUCCGAAGGUGUUAAUUGGGAUUUUAACCAACUUAGAGAGCUCAUACUCGUUGAAGAGUUUAACAAUUGUUUGUCUUCAGAGGUGCGUACACACUUGAAAAAAUGGAAAUUUAAUGAGUUGAUGAAGGCAGCCACCAUGGCUGAUAAUUUUGUGUUGACACAUAAGUCAGUGAAUAAGAUUUCACAUAAUGAUGAUACGUUUCGCGGAGCGAAAUUGAACACAGCUAAUAGAAAUCAGUCUGGUUUUACUACAAGUAGUGGUAAAGGAUUUCAAAGGCCCUUGCGAGAUAUUGUUUGUUAUGACUGUAAAAGAAAGGGUCAUGUUAAGUCAGAUUGUUGGUUGUUGCAGAAAAAGAAAGGUGAUGUUAAGCCUUUUCCAAAUGCGUUUUUAAGUGUCUUGAACACACAUAAUGAUGUUGUGGAUCACACAGUUAAAUUUAAAUCAUCAGAUACAGAAAUGUCUUUUAGGGAAUGA